AUGAAGGGCGAGAAGCUCCUGGUCCUUAAGAAUGAAUACUUCUAUCGGGAAUGGAUAGAACCCAAACAUGUCAUCAUCCGGUCUGCACAGUCGCGUGCUCCCAAACCGUCAUGGCCGCCACCGGCUCCGGAACAACCCAUGGAGACAGAGACCCAGCCUGUUGCACCCACCAGAAGGAAAAAGAAGUCACAUGAUCACAGUUCGGCUCAGAAUGGAUCAUCGGGGAGUGGAAGGAGCAGUCCAAAGCCCAAAGGAUCAGGUAGUCCUAGACCUACCAUUUCAGCACCUAUCUAUACAGGACCGGUGGACCAACAUUCUGUUGUUAGUACUAAAGUUGGAGAGAAGGUGAUAGAAGAACUGAGUCAGAUUGAAGGAGUGAAGGAUGCUCUGGAUAAAUUUGAGCAGGAGUCCCGGUUACAAGCAGCUAGUCCUCCUAGACAGUCUGCUGUCUCCCCUUCCCCAUCCUCAUCCACCACCACUGCCACUGCCUCCGCCUCUUCUGCUCCUGAUGAUGAUCUUCCCAAGCCUGAGGCUCGACAUCCACCUCCGGUAGAAAUACAGGUUACUGAUGAAGAUAAGAAAGAAGAGACUCCUGUGGCCAUGGAGAUUACUGAGAAGACAGAACCUUCCAAGGAGCCGACGCCCCCUCCUUCUUCCAUGCCUCUUGCUCCACCUGUGUCACAAGCAGUCUCAGAAAUGCAGAAACCAGAUGGUUCUCCUAGCGUUCAAAGGGCAAGAAAGCUCUUUGAGAGAGAAGCAGAAAAAGAAGCGGCCUCAGCAGCUCAACUAACCCCAAAGCUUGGGGGCAAACGCACACCCAAGUUAUCAAAGAAACUUGUUCAAAAUGGUGUAUCUCCAGCUCAUCAUCAUGAUGAAGAAGAACAUAACUUAGUUGGAUCACUUGAACCUCUAGAAAGGCAAUGGAUGAUGGAGUCUGCCAAGGGCAACGUUCCCGCUCUCAUGGGGCUACUGGACCAAGAACCGGGGCUAGCAACAAAAAAGGUUUGUUCAUUCCGGAAAAAAUCAUACUGCCUCUGAUGUAUCUUUGAUUUUAUAUAAACGAGGUGGCUAAGCAAGACAAUUUGUUGCUAAAAGUGAAGGAAAAUUUAAGUAUUUACCUUUAAAAAUUGUUCAUUCUAGAAAAAUAAGACUGAUUCAGAUGCUUCAUGAAUUUUUCUAUAGAGUGCUACAACAAACACAGAGAGAAAGAAGAAUGAGUUGUGUGAGUGAAUCCUAAGGAGUAGAUGGGUUAUGGUAUGGACCUGUCAAUGUUUGUGAAUUUUACUGUAUGUCUGAACUGAAAACUCUGAACUUUUCUACAUUUUUGUUGCUUUAUGACCACUCGCAGUGGACCAGGUAUUGACUAGGCAUGGAUUGAAUGAAAGGAGCAGCACCAAAUUCCAUCCUCAAUUUUUUUGCAAUCUUCAGUAGUCCACCGCUUUAGCAAGUUAUCCAGAUCUAGAUGACAAAAGCUUACAAUUCUGAAAUGUUGCAAAUUGUUGGCUCUCCUGCUCGAGUGAAAGGAGAUGUAAUCUUUACGGCUAAAUUGCCAUAAUUUUACAUUCCAUGAAUGAAAUUUUUGUCAAAGUUGAAGCAGUAUCUAGGCCAGAAUAUGCUAAAUAUGUGUUAUAUCCCUCUUUGAAAGUGAUAUUUUCUCUGAUCCCCAAAUAUUUGACUUGGGCAUAGACCUGUAUAUUGGAUACUGUUUAUAUUAUUGUUUCUCCCUUUUGGGCUGAAUUAUUGAAAAGUUCCUAGUAAAGAUAGUGUUGGUGAUGCUGCAGUCACAUUUCCCCUGCAGCAUCCACACUGCUUGUCCAAAACUGCCCUUUUUAACGGAUUUCUGUACAAACCACAUACAGAUGGUAAAAAAAAAAAAAAAAAACCUAGCUGUUUUGUACUCGUAAGGCCAUCAUCGUAGACGAAGUGUGACUGCGCCGUAACUGUAUUACUGGCUACAAAUCUUAUCCUUAUUCUGCAAGAAAAGUCAGAGAAGUAUUGAAAGUGCUAUUUAAAUUGUCAGGGUUUCCAUAUAAACAGAAGUGUUUUAAGAUGUAGACAUGUGAUUCUAACUUCAGUUUCACCAUUCAACUGGUGACCUGUUGUGUGCAAUGAGAUACCCACAAUUUUUUCUGUUUUUUGCUGAUUGAUAGCAGAUUUUUGAUAACCCUAAUCAAAUUUUUAACAAGUACUAAACUUAACAUUCAGAUAUUUGUGUUAACAAAGAAAAACUUUAGCCUUGAAAGUUGAUAGAUCAUAUGCUGCAGCUAAUAGGAAUUAAAAAGAAUUGAGAAUAUGAUUUAGCAACCAAGAACAUGUUACAUUGCAUGGAAAGUUGGGCAGAACUUAGCUUUAUGAAACACAACCUUGCGCAUGGAAAUCAUUUUAAGACUGAAUCCAAAGUCACAUAAAAUGACACUGAGAGACAGUUAUCUCUAUCAUAGGUAAUCUUGAUCUAUAAGUUCAACUUUACUAUGACAAAAAUAUCUCUGUAGUAAUCUUAAUUUGCCUGCAUCAAACAACUUUGGUGAGUAUUAGCUACAAGUAAGUCGUUACUAUUACUCUCACUAAUUACUUGUAAGGGGAUCAGACUUUAUUCUUCUUUUGAUCAAUAAAUUCUACUCCACAAUAUUGACAGCUUGGUGUCUGUGGAUUAGUUACCCUGCCCCUUCCAUAAGCACCUUUAUACAUAGUAGAUUAACACUACUCAACGCCUAGACUGAAUGUCAAGUAGGUUGUCAUGUAGCAGUCUCUGCUUCCUUUUGUCCCUUUGUGUCAUUGUCUCAUUGUAUUUUAUAAUCCUAGAUGUCUGUCUAAGCACCCUUGACAGUUUUUUUUUUUUUAUUUUUUUUUCUCCCCACAAACUGACAGCCCAACUAUGCGUGUCUAUAUUUAGAAAGGAAAAAGAACAUGACACCAUUGUUCCAAUAUAGUG
Messenger RNA from Lytechinus pictus (painted urchin), 2932 nucleotides. RefSeq lists its product as uncharacterized. The transcript is spliced from 7 exons. The record is from RefSeq and is a predicted model, not a curated record. NCBI's taxonomy places the organism in Eukaryota, Metazoa, Echinodermata, Echinoidea, Temnopleuroida, Toxopneustidae. The coding region runs from base 1 to 1038 and encodes 345 amino acids.